AUGCAACUACUCUUGCGUUUACACUCCGUUGACUUUUCAUCGAUAAUGACAGAAGAAGGUGGUCGUACUGAUAGUCAUCGAGAGUCGAUGCCUCGUGAUUCGACCCAUCGUUUAUCAUUGAUCGGUCGUAAUCGCCGUCAGUCGUCAAUGAAUUCGAUCCCACGUAAUUUUGAUCGUCGAUUUAUUCGCUAUGAAAAUACAUUUCGCAUGGAACCAGAUGAUGAUCGGCGAAUUGACAUUGCAAAAGUAAAGCGUAUUGGAAAUAUGGUUGUUGAUAGUGCAAUAAAAGGCUAUCAGUAUGAUCCAAAUAAUGCUAAAAUGUUUACAUCCCGUUUAUCCGAACAAAUAAGAAAUCAAAUGAAACAAUUACCGGCCAAUCGUUUUAAGUUUAUUACACACGUUUGUUUGGGUCAGAAAAAAAAUCAAGAUUUAAGAGUAGCUAGUCGAUGUUUAUGGGAUUUGAAAUGUGACAGACAUAUCACAAUUACCAAAGAAACAAAAGACUAUUAUGUAACAAUAACAAUAUUCUGUGUUUAUUCAGAAUAA
Molecule: messenger RNA, 546 nt
Organism: Didymodactylos carnosus
Lineage: Eukaryota; Metazoa; Rotifera; Eurotatoria; Philodinida; Philodinidae
Source: the annotation of a GenBank genome assembly